Molecule: messenger RNA, 1272 nt
Organism: Aphidius gifuensis
Lineage: Eukaryota; Metazoa; Arthropoda; Insecta; Hymenoptera; Braconidae
Exons: 5
Coding region: 223-849 (208 amino acids)
Source: RefSeq, a predicted model, not a curated record
AUGUUUCAUCUCAAAAAUAUUUUUAAUCAAUAAAAAAAAGUAAAUCUUAUGACAGGUCUCUUGGUUAAAGCAUGUAGCAUGAAUUUAGUAACAAAACAAAAAAUUUAAAACAAAAAAAAAAUAAAUUAAAAACAGUAUAAAAUACUAUAUUAUCAUUAAAAUUUAAACCUUUUUUUUUCACUUGAAUAAUAAAUUAAGAGUCUUAUGUAAAUUUUUAAUACAAUGGAUGAGAAAAUCAAUAGAAUUAUUUCAGAAAAAUACAACGACGAGACCGACAAGUUUAAAGCUCCUCGAGAAACUCCAAAACUAUUGCUUUUAACAAGUAAUAAUAAUAUUGGUGAAAAAAAAAUUUUACUAAUUGCUGAACAAGAAAGUAGAGAAUCCCAAAAUGAUAGAGAUAUAAAAUCAAAUGAAUUAUAUUAUAAAAUACAAUUAUUUUUUUUGGCAAUAUCAAUUUUAUGUUUAAGCUGUCAUGGUAUAUAUAACGGUGCAAUGGAAUACAGUAUUUUAGAAAAUGGAAAAAAAGUUAAUGGUAAAUUACCAUUGAGAAAAAGUGUGAUAACUUUAAGCCUUGGUUAUUCAAUUUGGUAUUCAAUUGUAUCAUCAUUAUCAUCUUGUAUGCUACUAUUUUCCCUGAUACCAACAAAACGAUACUGGAGUAUUCCUGCAAUUUUUCUAUGCAUUGCUGAAUUGAUCCAGGAAAUUGGAGAUGCGCUAAUUUCGAUAUUUUUAUUAUUCACAAGACUUCCAUUUUUUACAGCGUUAUUAUACAAUGCUGGAACUGCAUUUGUCAUAAUGGGAAAAUUUUGGUGCUGGCUUGGAGCUGUUCGUCUGUAUGAGUAUCAAUAAUAUUUUAUUUAAAUAACAAAAAAUUUAACACUGGACUUGGCAUUAUCCUCGGGGAAUACUGAGGGACAUGAAACUGUGCUUGUGAUACUCGUUGAUUUAUUGCUCAUAAUUUUAACCCCGAAGCAUUUAUCUUGACUGAAAUAUACAACGAAAAUUAGUUGAAUAAAUUUUAAAAAUUAUAUUUAUUAACUCACCCAGGACAAUAUGAUUUGUUGAUGUCUUUGAUAAAAUCUUUACUCAUAUAUUUUGAUGAUAUUUUUUUUAAUAAAUAUUCAUAAAAUGCGUGACAUGAUACAGUUGAAGACAGAAUAGAUCCAUCAAUACUUAACGUUGCAAUUUUAUUUUUACUACAUAAUUUUUCAAGUCUAUAUAAACAAAAAAUAAUUAUUAAUUUUUUUAAAAUAAUAAAUCAUAAAUAUAUUU